CUGGCCCUGGCGCUGGCGCUGGCGGGGUCCCCGGGCGAGGGGCAGCACUACGAGUACUACGGCUGGCAGCCCGAGAGCCAGCCCCACGGGCGCUUCUACGGGCGGGAGCCGCAGUGCCUCGACAUCCCCCCCGACAUGCAGCUCUGUCGCGACGUGGGCUACAAGCGCAUGCGGCUGCCCAACCUGCUGGAGCACGAGAGCCUGGCCGAGGCCAAGCAGCAGGCCAGCAGCUGGGUGCCCCUGCUAGCCAAGCAGUGCCACACCGACACCCAGCUCUUCCUCUGCUCCCUCUUCGCCCCCGUCUGCCUCGACCGGCCCGUCUACCCCUGCCGCUCCCUCUGCGAGGUGGUGCGCGACUCCUGCGCCCCCGUCAUGGAGUCCUACGGCUUCCCCUGGCCCGAGAUGCUGCACUGCGCCAAGUUCCCCUCCGACCACGAGCUCUGCAUCGCCGUCCAGUUUGGGAACAGCAAGGUCACCCCACCGCCAGUGUCCAAGAUCUGCACCCAGUGCGAGAUGGAGCACAAGGCAGACGGCAUGAUGGAGCAGAUGUGCUCCAGUGACUUCGUGGUGAAGAUGCGCAUCAAGGAGAUGACAGAGGAGAACGGGGAGCGGCGGCUGGUGGCCGCCCAGAAGAAGAAGGUGCUGAAGCUGGGCCCGCUCAAGCGCAAGGACACCAAGAAGAUGGUGCUGCACAUGAGGAACGCGGGCGCCUGCCCCUGCCCCCAGCUCGACAGCCUCAGCGGCAGCUUCCUGGUGAUGGGCCGCAAGGUGGGCGGCCGCCUGCUGCUCCUCGCCAUCUACCCCUGGCAGAAGCACAACAAGGAGAUGAAGUUCGCCGUCAAGUUCAUGUUCUCCUACCCUUGCCCCCUCUACCACCCCCUGCUCUAUGGGGCCGGGCAGCACUAGGGCUCUGCCCACCCUGCCCCAGGACUCCUGCACUGGCCUGACACUGCACCCCAGCUGUAUCCCUGGUUGUACCCCAGGACCCCAGCUCUGCUGCCCUCAGCCCCUUGACUGUGCCCCAGGACCCUGCUCUGCGCUCCCAGCAUUCCCAGACACAUUCGCAGGAGCCUGGAUCCACAGCCAGGACCCCUGCCCUGUCCCAAGAGCUCUGCUCUUCACCCCCGGGACCUCUGCUCUCCUCCAAGGAUCCCUGCCCCCACCCAGGAGCUAAGGCUGCACCCAGGACCCUUGCUCUGCAUGCUUGUGAGCAUCCCCUUGGCUACCCCCAAGCCCUCUGCCCAGCACCCCAGGGACCUUUGCAUGCACUUAGAAUCCCUGCUUGGCCCUCUUGGGACCCUUUGGUUGCACCCGAGACCCCUGCCCUGUGUCCCCAGCCCUAGACCCCUCCAUUCCCUGCUCCAGCCCAAAGCAUCCCACACCCUCACCCCAGCCCUGGAUUAUCCCACCUUCGCGGGGAUAUACCCCAGCCAAAGAGGGUCUCUCCUGCCCCACUCAAGACCAGAGCAGCACAGCCCCUGUCUGGGUUCUCCCACCCUCCCCAUCCCAGAUGGCUCAGUGUCCACUUCCCAGCCCCUCCAGCCCAGCCCAGCCCAGCCCUGCUGCAUCCCUCACAUCCCUCGCCAAGGCACAGCCCAGGCACCCUUUGCCCAUCCACAGCGCAGUAAAGUACGUCACCUCAGAGAA
Molecule: messenger RNA, 1647 nt
Organism: Calidris pugnax (ruff)
Lineage: Eukaryota; Metazoa; Chordata; Aves; Charadriiformes; Scolopacidae
Product: secreted frizzled-related protein 5-like
Exons: 3
Biological process (GO): canonical Wnt signaling pathway; non-canonical Wnt signaling pathway; negative regulation of canonical Wnt signaling pathway
Molecular function (GO): Wnt-protein binding
Source: RefSeq, a predicted model, not a curated record